AUGGCAUCAAGAAAACUGCGUGACCAGAUUGUAAUUGCCACUAAAUUUACCACGGAUUAUAAGGGGUAUGAUGUAGGCAAGGGGAAGAGUGCCAAUUUCUGUGGGAAUCACAAGCGCAGUUUGCAUGUAAGUGUGAGAGAUUCCCUUCGUAAGUUGCAAACUGAUUGGAUUGAUAUUCUUUACGUUCACUGGUGGGAUUAUAUGAGCUCCAUUGAGGAAGUUAUGGAUAGUUUGCACAUUCUUGUGCAGCAGGGCAAAGUACUCUAUCUAGGUGUGUCUGAUACUCCUGCCUGGGUUGUUUCUGCAGCAAAUUACUACGCCACAUCUCAUGGUAAAACUCCCUUUAGUAUCUAUCAAGGUAAAUGGAAUGUAUUGAACAGGGACUUUGAACGUGAUAUCAUUCCAAUGGCUAGGCAUUUUGGUAUGGCUCUUGCUCCAUGGGAUGUUAUGGGAGGCGGGAGAUUUCAGAGUAAAAAGGCAGUGGAAGAGCGGAAGAAGAAAGGAGAAGGCUUGCGUACCUUUUUUGGUACUUCGGAACAGACGGAUAUGGAGGUUAAAAUCAGCGAAGCAUUGUUAAAAGUUGCGGAAGAACAUGGCACUGAGUCUGUCACUGCUAUUGCCAUAGCUUAUGUUCGGUCUAAAGCGAAACAUGUUUUCCCAUUAGUGGGAGGAAGAAAGAUCGAACAUCUCAAACAGAACAUUGAGGCUUUGAGCAUUAAAUUAACACCAGAACAAAUAAAGUACUUAGAAAGUAUUGUUCCUUUUGAUGUCGGAUUUCCCACUAAUUUUAUUGGAGAUGACCCAGCUGUUACCAAGAAACCUUCAUUUCUCACCGAAAUGUCUGCCAAGAUUAGCUUCGAAGAUUAG
Molecule: messenger RNA, 867 nt
Organism: Saccharomyces cerevisiae S288C
Lineage: Eukaryota; Fungi; Ascomycota; Saccharomycetes; Saccharomycetales; Saccharomycetaceae
Gene: AAD10
Product: putative aryl-alcohol dehydrogenase
Exons: 1
Coding region: 1-867 (288 amino acids)
Molecular function (GO): aryl-alcohol dehydrogenase (NADP+) activity
Source: RefSeq, marked reviewed